AUGCUAUCGGUAUUCAUUUUUAUUAGUGUUACGGCAAUAAUUGCUGCUCAUAUUUCAGUACGAGAUGACGAAAUGAUCAUAUCAAUACUGGGAAAUACGAAAGAAGCCGAAGAUUUUAAAAGCACAGUGCCAGCAUUAGGAGAUGCUGAUGGAACUAUCUCUGUACUAGGAGAAGAUUUCGAAGUCGGAAAGGCAAACUUCGAUGGAGUAAGUAAAAAAGCGCAAAACGAUGAUGAAAAAAAAACUGAAAUAGACGAAGGUGAUGAAGAAAUGAAUGAAAAGAUGACGGACGAAGAUACCAAUUUAUCUCUAGUGGACAAAGAAAAGGAAAAGGAAGAAAAAAAGCCCAAAGUGGAUGAAAAAGAAAAGCCUAAAAAGCCACCAUUGAAGAAAGAAUCCAAGAAAAAUCGCAAAAAAGAAAAAAUGCCCGAAGACGAGAAUCCAGAAAUUUGCAGAUAUUUACAGGCAAAAUGUUCACUUCCUAGUGUUAAGAAAAUAUGCAAAAAGACGUGUGCUUGUCCCGAACUUACUAAUCUCCUAAAUCUGUUGGCUGGUCAAGGAUCUGCGCAAAUUCACGGAGGUGAACAACCAAUAUGCACAGAUAGACGAAUCAACUGUAAAGAUAUGGUACUUUUAAAAGGAUGUGGUGAACCAUAUGCACCCUAUAUGAAAGAAUAUUGCCCAUUAAGUUGUGGAAUGUGCAACCGAUAA
Molecule: messenger RNA, 711 nt
Organism: Dracunculus medinensis (Guinea worm)
Lineage: Eukaryota; Metazoa; Nematoda; Chromadorea; Rhabditida; Dracunculidae
Source: the annotation of a GenBank genome assembly